CGAAUACGCGCGUGGACGACUUAUUGGACAGCAGAGCCUUUUCUAAAUCAAUAUGCAUAACCUAAGCUUUGCAAGCGAAGUGGACACUUACAUUGACAUUGGUUUAACAUCCUCUGGGAAUUCUACUAGUCGCUAUUCUCCGGCCACCAUUAUAGGGCUCGCGGGGCUGGUGAGCUUUCUCAUCUUGUUUACAAUAGUGGGGAAUGUGCUGGUCGUUAUCGCCGUUUUAACGAGCCGAGCGCUCCAGCCAGCACAAAACCUUUUUCUCGUGUCUCUGGCCAGUGCGGACAUUCUGGUGGCCACCCUGAUAAUCCCUUUCUCUCUGGCCAAUGAAUUAAUGGGCUACUGGUUUUUUGGGAAAGUUUGGUGUGAUAUUUAUCUUGCACUAGAUGUUCUUUUCUGCACAUCUUCUAUUGUUCACCUGUGUGCUAUAAGUCUGGACAGGUACUGGUCUGUAACGCAGGCGGUCGAGUAUAACUUGAAGAGGACACCUCGCAGGGUAAAGGGCAUGAUUGUGGUGGUAUGGUUGAUUGCGGCUGUAAUCUCCUUCCCACCGCUCAUCUCCAUGGACCGGAAUAACGAGGGUGACAGCAGCGAACCACAAUGCCAGCUGAACAACCACACGUGGUACAUCCUGUAUUCCAGCAUCGGGUCGUUCUUUGCCCCGUGUGUCAUCAUGAUCCUUGUUUACAUCCGAAUCUACCAGGUGGCUAAGAAGAGAACCCGAAAUAUGUCUGAAAAGCACCGUGAUCCAGACGGCGGGUCAGGAACGCCACAGCUGGAGAACGGCUUGAGCCGUGAGGAUUCUAGGCGGGAAAACGGGCACUGUGCCUCACCGCCACCAGGGGAACGCAAACCAGCCGAGGAUGACCCAGAUGCCGAGCUGGAGGACAGCAGCUCGUCUGAUGAGAAGGCCAAAAGGACGCAAAACGAGAUGGCACCCUCGAGAAAAGACCGCCGGCCCAGCCGCAAGAACAGCUCCAGCUCCAAGCAUUCCAGCCGGAAGUCCCGAGCCAGCAGCAAGACCCUGGACUUGUUUUCCUCCCGCAGAAAAAGGAGGAACACCAUUUCGAGAAAAAAAAUUUCCCAGGCACGAGAGAAGCGGUUCACCUUUGUGCUGGCCGUGGUCAUGGGGGUGUUCGUGGUCUGCUGGUUUCCGUUCUUCUUUAGCUACAGCCUGUAUGGGAUCUGCCGGGAGCCCUGUGCCAUCCAUGACACCCUUUUCAAGUUUUUCUUCUGGAUCGGUUACUGCAACAGCUCCCUCAAUCCCGUCAUCUACACCAUCUUCAACCAGGACUUCCGGCGAGCUUUUCAGAAGAUCCUGUGCAAGUCCUGGAAGAGGUCUUUUUAGAGAACAUUGGCAGCUAGUUUGCUGCAUCCAGUGCCAUGAACAGGUGGUUGACAAGGAAAAGACGUUUUCAAAAACACCACUGCCCCUCUCUUUUUGCAUUGACAAUCUGUACACAACAAUGAGAUUGAUAUUUUUUCUUAAUUCAUUGUGUAAUGCUCUUUAUGAGCCUCUGAGGACAACAGAUGCUGGUCACAUAGGUGGUACCAAAAGCUAAA
Carassius carassius (crucian carp) is the source of this 1566-nucleotide messenger RNA. It is a transcript of the gene adra2c, whose product is annotated as adrenoceptor alpha 2C. Lineage: Eukaryota; Metazoa; Chordata; Actinopteri; Cypriniformes; Cyprinidae. Gene Ontology annotation, cellular component: membrane. Gene Ontology annotation, biological process: platelet activation; regulation of smooth muscle contraction; regulation of vasoconstriction. The record is from RefSeq and is a predicted model, not a curated record. The coding region runs from base 53 to 1351 and encodes 432 amino acids. The transcript has a single exon. Gene Ontology annotation, molecular function: alpha2-adrenergic receptor activity.